Vanessa atalanta (red admiral) is the source of this 5179-nucleotide messenger RNA. RefSeq names its product phosphofurin acidic cluster sorting protein 1 (gene KrT95D). Bases 232 to 2889 code for a protein of 885 amino acids. The transcript has 19 exons. Gene Ontology annotation, biological process: protein localization to plasma membrane. The record is from RefSeq and is a predicted model, not a curated record. NCBI's taxonomy places the organism in Eukaryota, Metazoa, Arthropoda, Insecta, Lepidoptera, Nymphalidae.
CGCCGCUUUCAUCCGUCGCCGACAAACCGAUAAUACCAGCGCCCAGCGCAGUAUGAAAGUGUACUGAGUAUUGUUGUAUUUGUGUCGGGGUCGGUACCCUUCUAGUUCUGUGGUAAAAUAAAAAUGAUUACAGUGUUAUGUUUAGUGAUUAAAUAACAAUGUAAGUUGAAAAUAACUCUUAGUGCUGUGCUGUGAAAGUUGUACCCAGUUGUGUAUUGUUGCUGAUUUAAAAUGACCGAGAAAAAUAAAUCCGAAAAGAUGACUAAUACGUCGAAACCUGUUCCCAUGAAACUUUUUGCCGCCUGGGAAGUGGAUAGGACACCAUCCAACUGCAUCCCAAGAUUGUGCACACUCCGAGUGACGAGGUUACGCGUAUGUGGCGCGCUCGGCGAAGCAGGCGGCGGCGCUGCGGGCGGGGCCGGCGCCGGCGCGGUCACUCUCGCGGCACGUAUGCACAGCAGCAAGCGCACGCUGCGGUCCAACGACAUCACUGUGCCGCCUCUUGAUGUGGAGCUGGACCUCUGCUUUUCACUGCAGUAUCCGCAUUUUGUGAAACGAGAUGGAAAUAGGUUACAGAUAAUGUUGCAGAGACGCAAGAAAUACAAGAAUCGCACCAUACUCGGGUAUAAGACCUUGGCGGAGGGUGUCAUACGAAUGGACCAGGUGCUUCAACGUUCCAUGGACAUGGAAUUGGAGCUAACGAGUGUGGGUGGCAAGGUCGGCGCUGGUGCCGGCCAGCCGGUCGCCAGGCUCACCAUCACGGGCUUAGCCUCGACCCCUGUCGACCAUGACACGAAGAAUAACAACACUCUGCUUAUAACAGAGCGAGGGUACUCAGACGAAGAGGAAGAAGGGGAGUUCAGUUCUGUGGAGGAAGCUGACGAUUUGACGUACGGUGCGGCGGCGAGGAGGCGAACACAUCGACAGCUGGCCUUCAACAAGGGAGACCUAUCGUACACUAAGCUGUCACGCUCACGAGAGCUAAGCUUCAUGGAACGAGAGAGAAAGAUACAGAACUAUAUACGGUCCAAGGCGCACGACAGAGACAGCGAUAGUGAGCUGGAGCACGCAGCAGCCAAGCGCAAGGGCAGCCGCGGAAAGCUGGCGCAACGGAAUUUGAAGCAAAAAUUCGCUGCGCUGCUCCGGCGGUUUCGCGUGCCCGAGGAGUUGAGCGAACGAGGCGCGGCGAGAGACACGCAUCACGCUCAGCGAGAUAUCGAUGAACUGUUUCAGGAGUUAGAAUCGCUGUCCUGUGGCGAAGGAGAGGACUCCGGUCCGGAUCAGAUGGACACCAUCAGCAUCGGGUCCACGCCCAAACCCUCGCUUCGUCCGUUCUUCAGCAGCUCGCGCAGUCUUGCUAACCAGGAACAUCAUCGGCAUUCCAAUGUGACGCGGCACGCCAGCCUCGCGUCCGCGGCCGAGCUGCGCCCGCGCGACCGACACCCGUCCGUGCCUCUCACAGAAUCGGAAGCUGUCCGCAGCUCAGCGGGAGACGAACGCGGUAGUGAAUGCAAUAGCGAUGGAGACGCGACACUCGACGCGCCCGUCUCUGGCGCUUCGGUGUCUAGCUCGCCCCCUAACGAGACCAAGGAAGACAAAAGAUCUAGACUGUUCCGGAGCGCCACGAGCGGAGGAAACUUGACACCGGCGGCUGCGGCGCGCAAGAAGAACUCGCUUAUAAUCGGCACGGAAAGACCGCUCUCCGCACACGACCUUCCCGUGCAGAGCCCUACUACACUUGAGCCGCGCCGCACGAUGCUGGAGCAGGUGAGCCGCGUGCUGGGCGAGGAGGGCCCGCUGCCGGAGUGCGUGGCGCUGGUGCCGAGCGGGCUGGCGCGCGUGUUCCAGGCGCUAGCCGUGCCCGCCGUGCUGGCGCCGCCCGCCGCCGCGCCCGACGCGCGCGCCUUCCUGCACGCGCUGCUCGCACGCGCCGCCAAGCAGGGCGUGCGGCGCGGCGUGCGCGUGUGCGUGUGCGGCGGCGAGGCGUGGUGCGCGGCGGCGCUGCGCGCGCACGCCGAGCUGGCCGCGCGCCGCCACGACGCGCCCGCGCUGCGCUUCUACAUCGUGCCCACCGGUCCCAACACGAUAUCGCGAUCGCUCGGAGCGUCAGACAGCACCUACGCGGCGCUGUUCUGCAACGAGACCUGGAACUCUCUCUGCGAGCGCGCCGCCGACGCCAGCAUGCCCGACAUCGCUGAGAUGUCGUCUAGGAUCGCCAGGUAUUUAAAUAGCAUCGGUCCAGUCAACAACAUACCGAUCGGCGAAGCCAUGGUUGCUUACCGGGAUAAGUCGGGCGACGAGGACUCAAGUCAGACAUUCGUACCCUUCAUUGCGGAGGUGCGCGUGGGCUGCGGCGAGGGCGGCCCGUCGUCGCUGGAGCUGGACGAGGGCGGCUCCCCGCCCGCGCGGCCCUCGCCCCCCGCCACGCCCGCGCCCGCGCCCGACGCCGCGCCGCCGCUCGCGCUCGCGCGCGCCGAGCCGCUCGAGCUGCAGCUCGACUACUGGCCGGUGGCGGAGGGAGCGAGCGGUGCAGAGGGGGGAGGGAAGGUCACUUUGAAGGGUUCGUUCCGCGCGCUGCUGGUGACCAGGCAUAACCACCAUCUCUGCAUCACAUACCUUACUAAGGAGAAGAAGCAAAAGAUCAUGAGGCUAGGCAAGAAGAAGGAAAAGAGUGGGGAGACGGAACCAGGUCGCGCGCAGACAGUGGAGGGAGUGGCGCGUCUCAUUUGUUCCGCUAAGGGAUCGCACAACUCGCCACUUAAAGUUUACAUCGACGGCACGGAAUGGAACGGCGUGAAAUUCUUCCAGCUGUCAACGCAAUGGCAGACUCAUGUGAAGACCUUCCCCGUGGCUACGUGCGGAGCACCCCUCGCUCCACCGGAGACCUAGGCCUCCGCCCGUCGUACCUCGGUCGCCCCGCUAUGGUUUCCUAGUCUCAGAACCUUCAGUGGUUCGAUGGGCUGCAUGACAUCAUGAGUAAUCUAGCCGAAAGCGGUUUGGUUACGUCGACUUUACGAGUCGUAAUUUACAUGUACACGGGAUUUGAUAGAGGCCGAUGGGAAUAUGAGGCUUUUAAAGAAGCCGUCUGCGUAAUUGUGCUUACAAUUUAUAAUUACCAUUCAUUACUGAACGAAUGAAUGAACGAACGUAAUAAAGGAAGAAUUGAAUGAUAGUGAUUUUUAAAAAGUGAAACUUUCAAUCAAUUCUUCUGCUGUUAUUUACGCGUCACUCUUACGCCGGCGACCUUAAUAAUAUUAAAUGUCCAAAUUUAAUUCAAUAAUGUUACUGUACCCCUUCUGUCUGUAGCGUUACUUAAUAUAUCGCUGUCAAGCUGCCAUGGUUUUAGCUAAGCUUUUGUUGUGUAACAUUGAACUCUAUUUGAUAUAAAAUAGAGUCCAAGUUCCGUCUUAGAAUUGUAGCUUUCUUUAAUACGUUCAAGUUGCAUAAUGAAGGCUCAAUAUCGUUAACUAUGCAUUAUAGUCAUUUCGUAGUAGAUAGUACAUUAUUUAUCGUAUAGGUAAUCCGCGUACUCAGUAUAUAUCGAGGAAUUUAUGGUUCGUGACAUUUCCAUGUAAUGUGUAGGUUAGUUUGUGUAACGGAGUAAAAAUAACGAAUUUUAAUGAGUAUUUUCGGCACAUAUCAGAUAGGUUCGUGCUGGACUGCGGGCGCGAUUUUAAUUUUUGUCUGUGAUUUAUGGAUGCAGUUUUUUUUAGUGCGGCGAUAGUCGAUUGGUCGCUAAUGUUUUUUAUAUAUUUUGUAUGUAUAUGCAGCGGUUCGUUUUCGGUAGGGAAGCAAUAGCUUUGAUACAGUCAUGUAGCGUUUUUAAUAUAUUUAAGAAUAUGAAAUGUAAUCUUUCCUAUAAAUCUUAGUAUACGCGAUCUUUCAAAUAUGAUAAUUAUAAUAUAUUUCGCCGAUAAGUCGUGGAUAAAUGGAGUAUUAUGUUAAUUAAAUAUAAGGUUUGAACGAUUCGUCAAAAGGCAGUAAUGUAAGCCAGAUUACAUGACAAAAUUCCAAAAACGCUUAAUUUUAAAUUAAAAAAAAAUAAACUAUCCGGCUACACAAAAUGAGAUAUACAAUAAUUCUGCUAAUUCAUGGAACUUGUGAUCAAUGUUGUCUGAAAAUAAAGUUUAUGCUUACUAGUCUCUUAUUGUAGAAGUACCUAAAUCGUAGCAGCGAAAACGGCCUGUACGGAAUUCGAAGUGUCACUAGAAAGUGUAGCCGGGCUCUCAGUACGUUGUAACGAAAUCCCUUUCCCUCUUAAACAUUUCGAGCCAGCUUUAAAACCUAAUUUGAUAUAAUUCGAGAGCAAUAAUAAAACGAUUCCAAAAAACGUAUCCAGUAAAUCGGUGUUAAUUCUAAUUCAAUGUGUUUAGCUAAGUGUGGUAGAAAAAAAUUGCAACGAAAAGUCUUCGAUUAAUUUAAAUUAUUAGAAAGAAUUAAUAAAGUUGUCUCCUUUGUUUCAGUUCUAUGUGGCUUUUGUAUGAUCCGAUAUAUUUAUACCACGGCUUAUGGGUUCUAUUCGCAAUAUUUUAUGGCAUUGUAGUGACAUGGUGCGCAUCCACCGAAAUAGUUGGCAACUUCUGUGUUAGCAACUCUUUUUUUAUUAUAAACUAUUCAAUCAAGUAACCAAGGAUGUCACAACAAUUUAAAUUUAUUUAUUGCCAACUUAACUUACAGAAUCUUUUGACAGUAUCGCUUGUUGGCAACACAGACGUUGCCAUUUAUUCAUUUAGUGGAGAUGCAGUAUUAGGUAAAGAUGUAGUAGGGUCGGCUCAAGGUGCUCUUCCAUUAUUUGUUUUAUUCAAACAUUUUACUGCACAUUAUAAAAGUGCCAAAUUUUUACAUAAAUUUAAUUUGCCGAUUUAAAUUAAAUAAUUAAUCUUUAUGUUAAAUCCAAGUGUUGCAAGAUGUUUAAGUACAUUUGACUUUAAUUUUAGUCCCUAUAGAUUUUUUCCAUUGUUAACUUAUUAUUUUGGAAGACGCUGUGUAUAAUAAAACUACUCUUCAAUAUUGUUUGUUCAACUCUUUAUUAUAAUAAUCACACAAAUUAACUUGGACAAUAGUCGGUGUAUUUAGAUAUGUAUGUGAGGUCAAUGUAACGCUGUUAGCAUAAGAUUUAUAUCAAAUUGUAGAAAACUGUUACAAUAUAUUAAGGCCAUAUAAGAUGUAUACAAAUUUA